Messenger RNA from Hypomesus transpacificus, 2921 nucleotides. It is a transcript of the gene c7b, whose product is annotated as complement component 7b. Gene Ontology annotation, cellular component: membrane attack complex. Gene Ontology annotation, biological process: immune response. The record is from RefSeq and is a predicted model, not a curated record. Gene Ontology annotation, molecular function: protein binding. Lineage: Eukaryota; Metazoa; Chordata; Actinopteri; Osmeriformes; Osmeridae. The transcript has 18 exons. The coding region runs from base 25 to 2616 and encodes 863 amino acids.
UGGGAACAAUGUGUGUCCAGUGGGAUGCCAGAACUCUGGGUCACGAUGUUAUGCAAGCUGUGGGUGGUAUAUGAACUGGGUCUCUCUGAGAGAGGACAACACACCAGAACUGUCUCUGCGGUCAUCAUGAAGUGGCAAGUGAACGUGGUUCUACCCUGGCUGCUGCUGUUCUAUGUCUCACACAUCCGCUGUCAGCAGCCUGUGAACUGCCAAUGGGGUCCUUUUGGAGAGUGGUCAGAAUGUGAUGGCUGCUAUAGCACACAGGUGCGGAGCAGUCCUGUGCAGGUGUACGCCCAGUAUGGAGGUGCACCAUGUUCAGGAGAGCCCAUCCAAAGACAAACAUGUGUUCCCAAGAAAGCAUGUCCCCUGGCCGAAGGCUGUGGAGAAAGGUUCCACUGUGAUUCAGGCCAGUGCGUGAGUCCCUCCCUGCUGUGCAACGGGGACCAGGACUGUGAGGACGCCUCCGAUGAGAGGACAUGCCACGCCAACAUCACCCUUGAGGUGUGCGACCUCGACCAGACUCCGCCCAGUGCUGACAUCACUGGCAGAGGCUACGACCUGCUGUCAGGCCAGCUCAGGGCUCCAGUCAUCAACACGCUCAGCUUUGGGGGCCAGUGCAGGAAGGUGUUCAGCGGAGACAGUCAGACCAUCUACAGGCUGCCUCUCAAUCUCAUCAAAUACAACUUCCAGGUGCAGGUAGACCAUGACUUCUCCGAGGAGUCGUACGAGAGCUCAUGGUCCUACAUGCAACACCUCCAGAACGAUGCCUUUUGGGGACAUGACUGUUGCACCUUCCUCAACGAGCUGGACACGGACAAGUCCAACAAACUAAUCAUCCUGAGGAACUCGGUGGAGUUAGCCCAGUUCCAGAACUCGGCCCCCCAGUACCUGAACCUGGCAGAGGGGUUCUGGAAGGCCCUGGCCUCCCUGCCGCUCACCUACGACUACCCGGCCUACCGUUCACUCCUGCAGACCUACGGGACCCACUACCUCUCAGAGGGGGCCCUGGGGGGCCAGUACCAGGUCCUCCUGGAGUUUGAUAACGAGGCCUUGAAAGAAACCAGGACCACAGAUAGAGAAUACCAGCGAUGUUGGAGGACUGUGAAACGUCGCCUGCUCAGAAAAAAGGUCCAGACCACUUGUGAAAAACUUGUGGAGGCGCUCAAGUCUUCCAGUGCUUAUAGCAACAACAAGCUACGUGUGAAGACCAACGUUCUGGGUGGAGCCACGUCCUUCAGUCCCAGUCUCAGUGUUCUGGAUCUGGAGAACCCAGAAGCCAACGGAGAUCAGUACGACCGAUGGGCUCGGUCUGUCAAGGACUUCCCUGUGCUCAUCAAACCUAAGGUGCUCCCGCUCCACGCGCUGGUGAAGGAGGUGCAGUGUGCGGGGCUGAGGAGGUACCACCUGAGGAGAGCUGAGGAGGACUAUCUGGCCGAGGAGCACCCCUGCCACUGCCCCCCCUGCGCCAACAACGGCCAGCCCGCGCUGACGGGCACCCGGUGCAGCUGUGCCUGCCGGCCUGGCACCUCGGGCCCUGCCUGUCAGACUGGCACUGUUGUGGGAGAGCAGACUGGUGUGAUCCACGGGAGGUGGAGCUGCUGGUCCUCCUGGGGGUCGUGCUCUGGGGGUCAAAGGUCACGGAGCCGUACCUGCACCAACCCGGCCCCCAGAGGAGGGGGUCUUCACUGCGUGGGCUCUGCGAGCGACUUCAAGCCCUGCCAAGACUCAGACCUGCAGCAUCUAGAGAGGAUGGAGCCUCACUGUUUCGGCUUGCCUGUCAACACUCCCAAACAAUGCGGCGCCCCUCCAGUCCUGAGGAAUGGGUUUGUGCUGAACCCCAGAGAUAACUACUUGGUGGGCACAGCCAUCGAGUACUCCUGCAUAGACGGCUACUACAUCAGUGGAGACCGCAUGGCGACCUGCACAAACCAGAGCUGGGACUCUCCUCCCAUGGAAUGCAAACACGCUGCGUGCGGAGUUCCGUCCCUCGAGAGGGAUGUCAUAGGCGUGCCCAUGAAGGCGACCUAUGAGAUGGGGGAGAAGGUGUUCCUGUCCUGCCCCUCAGGGAAGACCCUGGAGGGAGAGAGGGAGGUGAUCUGCAGCUCCAGCCUCCAGUGGUCUCCCUCCCCCUGGAGGGUGACGUGUAGAGAGGUUACAACAGUGGCUAUGACAUCCAUCUCACCCCAGCUGGGCUGUAAACCCUGGGAGAUUCAGAUCGAUGGCGUGUGUGUAUGUAGAAUGCCAAACCAGUGCCAGCCAUCCUUGCUACUGUGUGCCACCCUCCCAGGAGGACGGAGGAGGUCGCUGGGAAUCUGCCAGCUCGGGGCUCUGAGUUGUCUAGGCCGCAGUUUCACGCUUGCCAAUGACAGCGAUUGUGAUUGGCCAAAUAGGGAGUUCACUUCCUGCCAAAACUGCCAAUCAGGGGAGACGUGCGAUGCAUCGGCAACCAAGUGUGUCUGUCAGGAUCCUGCAAAGUGCUCGGCAGACUCCAACCACCUCUGCGUCCGUUUGGGAGAUGGCGGCGUUGCCGUGACAAUGACGGAGUGCGAGGCGGGCGCCCGGAGGUGUAGGGCGGAGCUGAUCACUGUGGUCGGCAUCGAGGCCUGUCCACCAUGACAGGAAUCGAAUUUACUGCUAAGUGAGUUAACAAUGCUAAUGUUUGUGUAGCAGGCGCAUUUAUGCAAAGCGACGUUCAUGAGGGGAUUUGAACCGACCUUCUUCCCCCAUGGUCCUCUAAUGCUAACUUCAUAGACUGAGAAAGUGAAACAAGCUCUGGGUGACAUGCCUGUGUCAAACUGUAGCUCUCAUGGUGCAAGAUGUGAUGUCUUAUCCUAGUUCAUUUUAUAUUAACAUGCUGUAUAUAGUUUUUGCUAUUUGAAUAACUUAAAAAAGUGAAGAUAAUAAAAAAGUAAAUAAGAAAA